Molecule: messenger RNA, 585 nt
Organism: Angiostrongylus costaricensis
Lineage: Eukaryota; Metazoa; Nematoda; Chromadorea; Rhabditida; Metastrongylidae
Source: the annotation of a GenBank genome assembly
UUCCAGAUGUUCCUUAUACUCGUGGUACUACCGCUAUUUGCAAAUGCAUUGAACCUCACCGAAUCUAAGAGCUCAAUUGUGCAUUUUGUGCAAAAUCUCUCGGAUAUAAACAGUAUGCUUGAGGUUUUGCCGAAGGAAUGUAGAAGGAAUGGAAAAACGUAUAAAGAAGGAGAAGAGUUCCAGAUUGGAGCCCUCAGGUACAAAUGUCAGAAGUAUGGCGUGUACACGAUUGAAGGUUGUGUCACAGGGAAAAAGAAGAACCUCAAAAUUGGUGAGGUCGUCGUUGUUGACAAUGUGAAAUCGCAAUGCAUGGCAAAAGGGAAUUCAGUGUUCUUCAAAGAAACGGUAUGUGGAAUGCUGGGUCAGCCCGAAUGCGACAAAAUUCCUUUGCCGACCGGAUUCCAUGAAGCAACAAAAGUUGAGGACACGAAACCAAAAGCGACGGAAACCAAUGUGCCUGGCUUACCCCCUGGUUGGACGAUGGUCGAUGAAUCACGCCAGGAGAUUCCUGGUACGAGUGGAAAGCACAUUAUCUCAAGAACGCUUGUGUUCCAUCCAAUAAUCCAACACGCUCGGUUCGUCUAA